CCAAUUAACUCGCUAUCUUUCUACAGUUCUCCCCUUUCUCUCUUUACAAUACAAUUUCUUCCAUAACUGUUACUUUGCUUUAUAGACACCCUUCUUCCUUUUCUAACUAAUCACACUCAAAAAAGUACUUUAAGUGAGUAUAUAAGCCAUUGCCCAAAGAAAAAUAAAAAACGGUGAAAAAAAUUCUUUUUUAUGAUGAUUUUUCAGUUGAUAUCUUGCUUGCAGAUUGCAAUUCUUUGGACACUAUUUCUUUCUUCUACUCCUAUUUAUAUGUAUAGAGAUUGAAGAUUCACAAGAAAAACUGAUUCUUGAUUCAAAUGUGCAAUAGCCCAUUCGUAGUACGGUCUGAAACCAUGUCUUUUACUGAAUAUUUCAAGAAAGCCAAGAGAUUGAGACUGUUUGAGCCCUCAAUAAGGAUUCUUGGAUUCUUUUUUGUGACAGUUUGUGUGAUUUUUUGUUUCUUUUUACUGAAUUACAGAAGUGUAACUACUAGAUUUUCUUCACAGAAAGAGAGGUUUCUGUGGUUACGAUUUGAUGGUGGGAAUGGUACUGAGAGUAGAAAAAAAGUUGAUUAUUUAAGUGAAAAUGAUGGUGGGUGUGACGUGUUUGAAGGUGAUUGGGUGUGGGAUGAUAGUUAUCCUUUGUAUCAGUCUAGAAAUUGCAGUUUCUUGGAUGGAGGAUUCAAAUGUUCUGAGAAUGGGAGGCCUGAUUUUUUCUACACCAAGUGGAGGUGGCAGCCCAAAGAUUGCAAUUUGCCCAGAUUUGAUGGGAAGAUUAUGCUCGAAAAACUUCGAAAUAAACGUCUAGUGUUCGUGGGAGACUCAAUUGGGAGAAACCAAUGGGAGUCCCUUCUCUGCAUGCUGUCUUCGGCUAUUUUGAACAAAGACUCAAUCUACGAAGUAAAUGGAAACCCGAUUACAAAGCAUAAAGGAUUCUUGGUAUUCAAGUUUAUGGAAUAUAAUUGCACCGUGGAAUACUACAGGGCACCAUUUCUUGUAUUGCAAAGCCGGCCUCCUGCCAAAGUUUCAUCCAAGAUAAAAACAACUCUAAAACUAGAUCAAAUGGAUUGGACUUCUAUGAAAUGGAAAGAUGCUGAUGUGCUCGUUUUCAACACAGGACAUUGGUGGAAUUACGAGAAGACCAUAAGAGGGGGUUGUUACUUCCAAGAAGGAUCAGAGGUGAAGAUGGAGAUGAGAGUUGAGAGUGCAUACCAAAAGUCCUUAGAAACAGUGGUAGAAUGGAUACAUAGAAAAGUGAAUACCACCAAGACACAGGUCUUCUUUCGGACAUAUGCUCCUGUACAUUUCAGGGGUGGAGAUUGGAAAUCUGGAGGAACCUGUCACUUGGAGACGCUUCCAGAGUUCGGUUCUUCAUUUGUGCCAUCCCACACUUGGGCUCAAUAUAGCAUAUUCGCCGAUGUUAUGUCAAGUCAACGGAAAGAAUUAGAUUUGAGAACACUAAAUGUAACUCAUAUGUCAGCAAGAAGAAAGGACGGGCAUUCUUCUUUAUAUUACUUGGGUCCAAAAGUUGGUCCUGCUCCCCUCCAUAGACAGGAUUGCAGCCACUGGUGUCUUCCUGGAGUCCCUGAUGCAUGGAACGAGCUACUCUAUGUCCUCUUGCUAAAGCACAACUCCAAGAAAAGUACGAAUUCUUCAACAUUUCAUGCUCAGGCGGUAUGAUCAUUUACAGGGAAGUGUACAAGUCAUAUUGUGCAAGAUCAUCUGUGCAAGUAUCAAUCAGAGCAAGGAUCAUCUGAUUGUAGGGAUAUCUGAAAUCUUGUUACAUUUUUUAUUUAUUGCACGGAUGAAAUUCCAGUUUUAGGGGCAAAGUUAGAAAUAGAAUUGAACAAUUGUGGAUAGAAUUUUGUUGGCAGUUUUGCAUAUUGAAUCAAAGAGUAAAGAUGAAUUCCUUUUGUGUA
Olea europaea var. sylvestris is the source of this 1918-nucleotide messenger RNA. Its product is annotated as protein trichome birefringence-like 11. NCBI's taxonomy places the organism in Eukaryota, Viridiplantae, Streptophyta, Magnoliopsida, Lamiales, Oleaceae. Bases 318 to 1679 code for a protein of 453 amino acids. Gene Ontology annotation, molecular function: O-acetyltransferase activity. The record is from RefSeq and is a predicted model, not a curated record. Gene Ontology annotation, cellular component: Golgi apparatus. The transcript has 4 exons.